Lonchura striata (white-rumped munia) is the source of this 1401-nucleotide messenger RNA. RefSeq names its product general transcription factor IIB (gene GTF2B). Gene Ontology annotation, biological process: RNA polymerase II preinitiation complex assembly; transcription initiation at RNA polymerase II promoter; RNA polymerase II core complex assembly. Gene Ontology annotation, cellular component: nucleus; transcription preinitiation complex. Gene Ontology annotation, molecular function: acetyltransferase activity; RNA polymerase II general transcription initiation factor activity; TBP-class protein binding. Lineage: Eukaryota; Metazoa; Chordata; Aves; Passeriformes; Estrildidae. The record is from RefSeq and is a predicted model, not a curated record.
CCGGCGGCCCCGCCCGCCGCUCUCGGGAUUUAAUCACAGGGGCCGUCCGGCCGCGCGAUCUCCGGCGCCGGUGCAGCACCGCCGACAUGGCGUCCACCAGCCGUUUGGAUGUACUUCCGAGGGUGACUUGCCCAAAUCAUCCAGAUUCCAUUUUAGUGGAGGACUACAGAGCUGGUGAUAUGAUUUGUUCUGAGUGUGGGCUAGUAGUAGGUGACCGGGUCAUAGACGUGGGGUCGGAGUGGAGAACGUUCAGCAAUGACAAAGCAACCAAAGACCCAUCUCGAGUUGGGGAUACCCAGAAUCCUUUGCUCAGUGAUGGUGACUUGAGUACAAUGAUUGGCAAGGGCACAGGUGCAGCAAGUUUUGAUGAAUUUGGGAAUUCAAAGUACCAAAAUCGCAGAACUAUGAGCAGCUCUGAUCGUGCGAUGAUGAAUGCUUUUAAAGAAAUUACAAACAUGGCAGACAGAAUCAACCUCCCUAGAAAUAUAGUUGAUCGAACAAAUAAUUUAUUCAAGCAAGUGUAUGAGCAAAAGAGCCUGAAGGGGAGAAGUAAUGAUGCUAUUGCUUCUGCUUGUCUCUACAUAGCCUGUAGGCAAGAGGGUGUUCCAAGAACAUUUAAAGAAAUAUGUGCAGUGUCCAGGAUUUCAAAGAAAGAAAUAGGCCGGUGUUUUAAACUUAUCUUGAAAGCUCUGGAAACCAGUGUUGAUUUGAUUACAACUGGCGACUUCAUGUCACGAUUCUGUUCUAAUUUGGGUCUUCCCAAACAAGUACAAAUGGCAGCAACACAUAUUGCCCGUAAAGCUGUGGAAUUAGACUUGGUUCCUGGGAGAAGCCCUAUCUCUGUAGCAGCUGCAGCUAUUUACAUGGCGUCACAGGCUUCUUCAGAGAAAAGGACACAAAAAGAAAUUGGUGAUAUUGCUGGUGUGGCUGAUGUUACAAUUAGACAGUCAUACAGGCUGAUCUAUCCUCGAGCUCCAGAUCUUUUCCCAGCAGACUUCAAGUUUGAUACCCCAGUAGACAAGCUACCACAGCUGUGAGAUUAUAGAGGGUUAAUUUCUGUUAACCCCCCCUCAAAAAACCAACAAAAACAAACUCUUUAUUUUUGCCUAUAAUAAAAGAUGUACAAAGUGUUAAUAUUGGGUCUUCGUGUUGUGGAACUGGAGGAUAUGGAGACGGAGCAUAACUGCUGGAAGGCAGCAUACAUUCCAAGGGUAAACAAGCUUAUUGUGUGGCAUUUUGUAUGUAUAUAUCAGUGGAAGUAAAUAUUUAAUAUCUGUUGCAACAAAUUUAAUUUGAUACUGUUGUACUUAUUUAGAUUUCUUUUGUAGGGAUCUAGUAAGAUGUAUUUUGGAGAAUUUAAAAUAUUGUGUAAUUACCAAAUAAACUUUUCCAAAAACACCA